Anopheles marshallii is the source of this 1524-nucleotide messenger RNA. RefSeq lists its product as uncharacterized. The transcript is spliced from 3 exons. Lineage: Eukaryota; Metazoa; Arthropoda; Insecta; Diptera; Culicidae. Bases 1 to 1524 code for a protein of 507 amino acids. The record is from RefSeq and is a predicted model, not a curated record.
AUGGGAUAUUCGAGAGUGGCUUGGUGCGUGCUGUUACUGCUACAGUACACCGCGGCGGAACCACGUCCCGAUUUUGCACUCGGCGUAACCGUGCAGGGCUCGAGCAGGGUCGGAAUCGCCGCCAACGAUGCGAAAACAAUCAUUUCCGGUGUGAAAAAGUCCGCCGUAGACUAUGUCGUUCGUUCCGAGUUGCCGCUGCUGCCGAGCGUGCUGACGAUCGUGAAGGACGUGGCGGGCCAGUUUCAAACGCUGGCCACUACGCUGGUCACCAGCAUCACUACGCUAGCGAGCGAUUCCAGCGGCAAUGUCGAUACCGUGUUCGGGGCAGCAGUUGAUGCGGUCACCAACACGAUUACGUUCGCGGACGUAACGUUGCCGACGCUUACGGCCCCCCUCGUACCGCUGAUCGGUAGGCCACUGCUGGAAAAAUUCCAGGACAGCUUGCAGCACAUCAGCAAAGCGCUGGUGCCAAUGAAAUCGCGCCUCAACGAUCUGAAAACCGGUGCUCAGAAUGCUGUCACGGAGGCUGGUAGUACCACCGAUAUAGCGACGGCCAUCAUCUUGAAGAAUCUCAAACGGUCUGUAAUAGCGCAGCUCGUGUACGCGCUGCAGCUGCUGCGAGCGACCGUGCCAGUGCUGAAGUACACCGUUGACAGCACGGUUGACGGUAUCGCCGUUGCCGACCAGUACAUGCUGGAUCUCUCCAGCAAGGUAGACAGUACCAUUGGUGAGAAGUCGGUAGUCGCCGCCAGUCUGGAUGAUAUUAUUGGGGCGAUCGAUAAAACCAUCACCGACACCAUGACCGCCAUCGGUACCGAUCUUGGCAAACUGCAGACGGGCUAUGCCGCCCUUGCGAACGUCCGCAGCACUACCAGCGCGGGACAGCUGUCCAUGCUGCUGGCAAAGUUUGCAGACAACCUAACCGCACUCGGAACGAAGGAUCCCACCGUCCGCACCAUACUGAACAGCUUGAAGGAUGCAGUGCUCGAUGUGUACGAUGUUACCGCACCGCUGUUCUUCAUCUACGACAGCUAUCUGGUGAACUCGCUGAUGACGACGCUGGUGGCAAACGGCAAGUACUCGCAGUACUGCUUUUACAAGUACAAGGACUAUCUGUUUGCCAUGCUCGAUACCAUCGCGAUCGAGGCCAGCGAGUGUGUCGACAAGGAGGUGGCACGGCUGGAAUACUUUCGCAAAACGAUCGAGCUAAUGCUGGAGCUGCUGUUUUUCGACUUUGAAGACAUCGCGGGCGAUUUGACCACGUGCAAUAAAAUUGUUGAUGCGACCAACUUGGAAGAAUGUACCACUUCGCUUGCAGCGAUCUACACAAAGCUGGAGACAGCAUUCGAAGCGAUGUUUGCGCUCGGGUAUGAUGUCGUGAGCCGUGAAGUUAAGGCUACCAGCUACAGGUUGAAGAUUUGCAUGCGUUUGUCUCAGUCCUCGCUCGGCAAUACGGAAAUUCCCAUGCUGAUGGCAAAGAUUACCGAUUGCGACGAGUUCGGCCCAUUGCAGCAAAACGAUUAA